Sitodiplosis mosellana (orange wheat blossom midge) is the source of this 3517-nucleotide messenger RNA. Its product is annotated as scavenger receptor class B member 1. The coding region runs from base 641 to 3037 and encodes 798 amino acids. The transcript is spliced from 12 exons. Gene Ontology annotation, cellular component: cytoplasm; membrane. The record is from RefSeq and is a predicted model, not a curated record. Gene Ontology annotation, molecular function: scavenger receptor activity. NCBI's taxonomy places the organism in Eukaryota, Metazoa, Arthropoda, Insecta, Diptera, Cecidomyiidae.
GGAUUCAUUCAAAAACUGAUUGUGUAGCAAAACAGAUGUUUAAGUUAGAGUUGCUUCACUUUCGAUCACGCACCGUAAUGAUCAAGUGAAUGUUACGGGAAUCGAUACAAUAUGAUUAUUUGUCAGUUAGCUAGAUGAUAUUCAAAUUUGUAAUGUGCUAUAAAAAAAAUUGUUUCAAUCUAUACUUUUGCAUCAUGAGACUUUGAAGAAAAAAUAUAACUGCAGCAAACACCCGAAUGGACGAAAGACGAAAGAUUUCAAUGAAAUUAUUACUUAUAUAAAGUGAAUGAUAUGUGAUAAAAUUCUUUUCUUAUAUGUUAUAUAAAUAAAUAUGAAAAAAUAUUUAUUAUUUACCUAAAGAAACCAACGCCCAACUUGGAAAAUAAAAUAUUCAACAUAUUUUCUGCAUAAGCAAAUAUUUUACGAGUUCAGAAUGAUACGAAGAUUUGAUAAAUCAUUGUGAACCAAUUCGAACGAAUUGAAUAUUUCUAAUGAGUAAAAUCAAUAUUUAUGUUUCAAAUAUUUUACAUAAGUCGUAUUACUACAAUUGUGAUAUCAUUUUGCAUAAAGUGAAUAACGUCGAAAAGUUUUAUAUUAAAAUUUCUGUGCGAUCACAAAGGAACUGAGAAUUCAAUCGAAAAUGCGUGAUUUAUUCAAAUUGUUCGAUCGACGUUAUAGCGCCGUUAAUAUUAGUGAUGCAAGUCCGCAGCCAAAUGCAAAUAACAACAAUAUGGCCGAGGAAAAUUUGCAAUAUUUACAACAGAUUGACUUCAAUCAUCGACAACGAAAAAAAAGUUUACAAGCUAGUCGAUCAUUAAAACAGGGAUUUACGAUUGUUGAUUCGUUCUUCAGCCAACGCAAAGGUGGAAAACGUUAUCCAAAAUGUGCAUUUCUACUACUGGCUGCGGGACUUUGUGCUAUUGGUACAUCCAUCGCAAUAUUUCUGCUUCAGCCGUAUGAUGCGAUUUUCAGAUGGAAACUGAUCUUCGGUGAGGGCGGUGAGAUAUUUUCACUAUGGAAAACUCCACCAGUUGAUAUCUAUAUCAAAAUUUAUUUGUGGAAUAUAACAAAUAGUGAAGCUUUUCUUAGUGGGAAUGAAAAAAUGAAACUUGAGGAAGUCGGACCAUACGUCUACAGAGAGGCAUUAUCUCACAGUGAUGUCACAUUUAAUAAUAACGGAACUGUUUCGUCUAUUCCAAAGCAUCCCUUAAUUUGGGAUGAAGAACGAUCGAUGGGAAAUAGAGAAGAGGACGUAUUCAUUCUACCGAAUAUUGCACUUCUGAGUAUUGCUCAAGUGGCAUCGGAAAAAAAUUAUUUCUUACGACUACCCAUUAAUUUGGUAAUAAGACAAACCAACAGCCAAUCCAUAGUAAAUGUUACAGCCAGAGAAUUUAUGUUUGGAUAUGAAAGUCCCCUUACAACAUUAGGCAAUCAGUUCCUACCUGAUUGGAUAUAUUUCGAUAAAGUGGGCCUAAUUGAUCGGAUGUAUGAUUUUGUUGGGGAUUUCGAAACUUUCUAUACUGGAGAAACAGAUCCGAGCAUUUCGGGCCUCUAUGAUACAUUUAUGGGUUCCAAAUACUUGAAACAAUGGGAAAAUGAACACUGUAAUAAAAUCAAUGGUGCUAGUGAUGGAACAAAAUUCAAAAGUUUCAUAAAGCCAGAUGAGGAGCUGUUAUUCUUUAGGAAAAGUAUGUGCCGACCACAAAGAUUGGUGCGAGUCGAUAAUGCUACAAUUAAAUCAGAUCUUGAAGCAUACAAAUACAAGUUCGAGGCAAAUGCUAUGGAUAAUGGUUUUGUUGAUGAAAGAAACAAAUGCUUUUGUCGUGAAGGCUACUGUCUUCCAGCAGGAUUACUCGACAUUAGUCCAUGCUAUUAUGGCUUUCCAAUUGCUUUGAGUUAUCCCCACUUCCUUGAUACGGAUGAAAGAGUGGGUGAACACGUAAUGGGAAUGAAACCCAAUCGAAGUCAGCAUGAAACUUAUUUUUAUGUACAACCGACAUCUGGGAUGCCCUUGGAGCUCAGUGUGAAAUUUCAAAUAAAUAUGGCUAUGCGCGACGUGAGCAAUAUGGCUAAUGUGGAGCAGUUUUCGAAUAUUGUCAUCCCAAUGCUGUGGUUUGAUAUUACCCUGGAAAAACUCCCGGAGUCAUUGAAGAAUAGGUUCAACAUUUAUCUCAACAUUUUGCCCGUACUCGUUGAUGUUGGUCAAUACGGUUUGUUUGUGGCUGGCACAAUAAUGUUGUUAUUCGCAAUAGCACGAGUUACUAUGAAAUUAUCUAAUUCAAUUCAACCAUCGCAUAAAGUAUCAAAGCAACGGAAGUAUUCUAGCAUUUAUCCCGAUAUGAUCCAACGUUUAGGCGAUGUGGAAAAAGUAUUUGAAUUAAGUGAGAAAUCCAAGAAGAACAGUAUAAGUCGAGCAGAUCUACUAUAUGACGCAGAAUCGAGUUCAGAAAAGAAGUUCAUGCUAGAUGAUGAACCAGCCAUUUCUGAAGAUGAAGGAUCAGACAGCGAUUCAAAAUCAAAUUGUGACAACGGCUCAAUUGGAGACAAUGGGCUUAUGAAUUUGAACUCAUCAGAGCUGCAUGGGUGGCGGAUGGGAGCCACAUCUUCCUGCAUCAAUGAUAUUGCCAAUGAUGAUUUUGUGCCAAUUUUAAAUAUUGAAGAGUAUGCAGACGAAGAAAAUGACGAAGUGGACUUAAUAGCCAACGAAAAUCUAACGAUAGCCCAGUCAUCCAACAUGUUAUCCGUCCCAGCAAUUCGUACAAGCGUAUCAGAUACCAGUAUAUCGAACAUAUUAGAUUUCAUAGGAACCAAUAGUGAAAUGAAAGAAAACGCCUCCCUUUCAGUCCCACUGCGACGCCCGUCUGCUUAUGAAUUGAAAUCUUCUGGAUCUGAUGUCAGUAUAUCAUUUUUCUUAGACCGUGAACAGAUCAGCGACAUGUUUGAUGAAAACACAUUUGCAAAUGUUAAUACCAAUGUUCUGGAUGAACGAAAUAGAAAAAAGUCAAACUCAAAUGUCACAUUCCAGUUAGAUGAAUAGAAUUGGAAGAUAUAUUUUUUAAAACUGCCCCAUACAUAUUCUAUGCUGUACCAGACGUGUGCAAGGUCAAAAAUUCUAGGGGGGGUAAAAUGAUAUGGGGGGGGUCUGCAAAUUUAUAAAUGGGCGUGAAAAAAAAAUGAAGACCUAAAAAAAAGGUCCUCACUUCUGAAAAUCGAUUAUAUCUAGUGUCAAAUUUUCCAAAUCGCUGGGGGGUCCACAUUUUGGAAUCCUAGAUGGGGGGUAAAACCGGAAUACCCCCCCCCCCCUGCACACGUGUGUGCUGUACUGAAAGAAGAAUGUGCCGCGUACAGCAUACGCUCUCAUGGCUAUGGAUGUGUAAGCAAAUCAAAGCUCUGCGUUAUAACUAAUUGUUGAAUAUAUUAUUUUUAAAAUCAAAGUAUUCUGUUCUGCUAAUCAUUUUACGUUGAAAAUCUCUUCGACAACAGCAGUGGGAUUAAAUUAAUCAUUUUCAUUGUUAAA